This is a messenger RNA of Arabidopsis thaliana (thale cress), 1244 nucleotides long. RefSeq names its product associated molecule with the SH3 domain of STAM 2 (gene AMSH2). The transcript is spliced from 7 exons. Bases 90 to 761 code for a protein of 223 amino acids. Lineage: Eukaryota; Viridiplantae; Streptophyta; Magnoliopsida; Brassicales; Brassicaceae. The record is from RefSeq and is marked reviewed. Gene Ontology annotation, biological process: protein K63-linked deubiquitination; protein deubiquitination. Gene Ontology annotation, molecular function: K63-linked deubiquitinase activity; peptidase activity; metal-dependent deubiquitinase activity.
CUGAGGUGGGCGAGAUUUUUUGUUGUCACUCUCCUCUCCUCGUUCUUCGAUGCUCAUCCAUUAGAGGAGGAGCCGAUGUUUCUGCUUCCAUGGUAACGCUCUCGUCUCCAUCUCCCUCGCUCUCUUGCGUAGAGAACGUGACAUGUAAAUCUUCUCACGUUUCUCGGGUUCUAAUCUCCGGUACCGAUAAUAUUAAUCACGGUGAAUCGUCGGAAGCCAAAAUACUGAGAGAUGUUCAUAUCUCAGAAAGGUUAUUGGAGGAUUUCACUGAGCUUGCAAGAGAGAACACUGAGAAGGACCUCGAGACUUGUGGGACUCUCGCUGCCUUUCUUGAAAGAGGAAUUUUUUAUGUAACCACUCUGAUAAUACCUAAGCAAGAAUCAACUUCUAAUUCUUGUCAGGCUAUGAAUGAAGUGGAAGUGUUUUCCAUUCAAAACGAAAGAGAACUCUAUCCCGUAGGAUGGAUUCAUACUCAUCCUUCUCAGGGUUGUUUCAUGUCAUCUGUAGAUCUGCAUACACAUUAUUCGUAUCAGGUAAUGGUGCCAGAGGCUUUUGCAAUCGUCGUAGCUCCAACUGAUAGCUCUAAGAGUUACGGGAUAUUUAAGCUAACGGACCCUGGAGGAAUGGAGGUACUGAGAGGCUGCUCAGAGACUGGAUUCCACCCGCACAAAGAACCAGAAGAUGGGAACCCAGUUUAUGAGCAUUGCUCAAACGUCUACAAGAACUCGAACCUUAGGUUCGAGAUUUUUGAUCUACGUUAAGGUAACGACUUCUGUGGACUUAUCAGUAAAAAGGUUCAAACUUUAUCCACUGUGGGCUAAGGAUGUCAAUAAUAACCGUCAUCAUAACCACCACCCUAACCAGAACUGUAUACUUGGUCUGAGAAGGCUGUCUGAUUCGGGUUAUGAACACAAGGUACCUUCUAUUAAGCUUAGCAAUGUUAAUAAAUUGUCAUGUCCUUAGAUUUGGAUCAAUUGGUUCCAUUAUGGAAGAACAACAAUGACCAUAGACAUAAGACAUUGUAUUGGCGUAUGCAAUUGUUAUAUAUCUGUACAAAUGUAUACAUUGGCAUCUAUUUCUCCAUAUAACACUACAUUAAUAUUAUCACCAUAUUUCGCCAUUUUAUACCUCUUAACUUGCCAGUGAUGACUGAUGAAAAUGGUUGAGCUUUUAAAAAGGACGGGAAAAUUUUAAACUUGAGCUUUGACUUGUUAAAAAAUUAUUCAUUUUGACAGUUUUCGUCU